This is a messenger RNA of Dendrobium catenatum, 1521 nucleotides long. RefSeq names its product 3-hydroxyisobutyryl-CoA hydrolase-like protein 2, mitochondrial. The record is from RefSeq and is a predicted model, not a curated record. Gene Ontology annotation, biological process: L-valine catabolic process. The transcript is spliced from 13 exons. Gene Ontology annotation, molecular function: 3-hydroxyisobutyryl-CoA hydrolase activity. NCBI's taxonomy places the organism in Eukaryota, Viridiplantae, Streptophyta, Magnoliopsida, Asparagales, Orchidaceae. Bases 102 to 1118 code for a protein of 338 amino acids.
UUGAUUGAUGUAUUUGAUUUAAGGUGCUUAUUGAAGGGAAAGCUAGCGCCCGUGCGGUGAUCCUUAACAGGCCGUCAGCUCUUAAUGCGCUCACUACCAACAUGGGGCUUCGUUUGAAGAAGCUGUACGAGUCAUGGGAAGACAAUUCUGAUAUUGGAUUUGUCAUGAUGAAGGGAAGUGGAAGGGCAUUCUGUGCUGGUGGUGAUAUUGUAACUCUUUACCAUCUGCUUAAAGAAGGAAAGGUGGAAGACUGCAAGGAUUUUUUCAGGCACUUGUAUACAUUUAUUUACAUAUUAGGCACCUAUCUGAAACCACAUGUGGCUAUAUUGGAUGGUAUAACCAUGGGAGGUGGUGGAGGUGUGUCUAUUCCUGGAACAUUUCGUAUUGCAACAGAUAAAACAAUAUUUGCUACACCGGAGGUACAUAUUGGUUUUCAUCCUGAUGCCUGUGCUUCCUUUUACCUCUCGCACUUGCCAGGACAUCUGGGUGAAUACUUGGCUUUAACAGGUGAAAAGCUUAAUGGAGUAGACGCACUUGCUGCUGGCCUUGCUACCCACUUUGCCAUGAGUGCUAAGCUUAGUUGGAUUGAUGAACGGCUCGCUAAGUUGGUGACAGAUGACCCUUCAGUGAUUGAUUCCUCUCUAGCACAGUAUGGUGACAUAGUCUAUCCAGAUAAGAAGAGCAUUGUUCACAGGAUGGAAGCAAUAGAUGAUUGCUUUGGGCGUGAAACUAUUGAAGAAAUUGUUGAUGCUUUGGAAAGUGAGGCAGCCAGAACCAAUCAGGACUGGUGCACUUCAGCUCUCAAGAAAAUUAAAGAAGCAUCUCCAUUGAGUCUAAAAAUCUCCUUAAGAUCUGUACGGGAAGGUCGAUUUCAGACUCUCGAUGAAUGCCUCAUUCGAGAAUAUCGAAUGUCUCUACAUCAUAUGUCAAAGGUUGUUUCUAAUGACUUUUGCGAGGGUGUUCGAGCUAAGUUGGUGGAGAAGGACUUGGCUCCAAAGUGGAAUCCGCCGACUUUACAACAUGUUUCCGACGACAUGAUCGACCUCCAUUUCUCUCCUCUCGGUGAAUUCGAACCCGAACUAAAGCUACCGACUCACUUGAGAGAGGCCUUUAUUUGACCAAGUAAUUUUUCAAGUAGCUGUUCUGGAGAAAGUUGUCUGAUCUCUCCUUGUUGAUUCAGAUUACAUCAAUAAAGAGCUUUUUUUGUAUUUAAAUGCAAGGCGAUUUUUCACAUGUAAGCAAUCAUCUGAUCAGAUCAGAUGAGUUGAAGAUCCACAGAAGUGGAGGAGGGCAUUGGAGCCUAUCCAUUCUUCUAAUGAAUGCUCUCUCUUUGUUGCUAUAUUCAUGCCUUGAGAGUAAAUACACUGUAUCAUUCUAUCAAUGAGGCUUUUAUUACUUCCACUGUCUGAAUGGGUUGCAGUGUAUCAUUCAUUGUCUUCAAACACACCAUGUGAUGGUCGUCUGCUCAUAUUUAUUUGCUGAGCUUAUCUGAAUUAUCCAUACAACUCAAUAGUUUUUCUU